CCCUUUCCCCCUCGCUGUCGCUCUCUCCGUGCCCCCACCAUCUCUCUCUCUCUCCGUUUCUCGCCUGCGCUCUCUUACUCUCUCUCUCUGAUCUCAUUUGCUGUUCUCUUGCUCCAUCUCCCCGCGGGGAAAAGAAGGCGUCCAGUCAAACUGUAGACUUACCGCAGACACAGCUCAAGACUUGUGCCGGAUACAAGCGCUUUGUAGCUGUACAGGAUAAUAACUGAGUCUCGCCGUUAAUUAACGUCAACGUGAACUGAACUUGGACUGAAGCAAGAGAUGUGAAUUUUUUUAAAACCAGGACCGAAGUGAGCGACUCGUCAGCGUAGAGACUUCACAUUGUCUCUGUGAGACUUAUUUAACGUGGAAUUAUGGGACUAACACGCAAAGUGGACAUUUACACGUUGCUCAACGACUGUUAGGAAGAAGUGGCUUCUUCUAGAGGGAUAUUGUUUUUUUGUUUUUUUUUGUCCACAUUCAGAUGCUGAUUAACGAGCUGGACUUUGCGAGACACCGUUCAGCGUGUGAGCCGCGCACUGUGUGAGCUGCGGGUGGCCGUAUUGGUCGGAGUGUGUGUGCGUGUGUGUGUUUUGAAGCUGGGACACACUGGCAUGCUCUUACGGCCAACAGUGCCGGGGCUGUGCGCGAUGUUGCAGACGAUUUAUGAGACAGAAUCCUGCUUCUCCACAGACGCACACAGCACAGCCAGCCGGGAACAGCCCACUGAACUGCUGCCUCACAGCACCACCAACAACAUGAGCAGCACCGAUUCCCCAGAUGACGCAGCAGUGAUGUCAAAAGCUUUUUUCGCGGUGGAGGUCAAGAGCUCACUGUCCUCUGGCAUGCAGAGUCCAGUCGGGGGAGGAGGUGGCGAGCAGGGUGGAGGUGGUGGAGGAGGAGGAGGGCCGGUGGAUUUGCGGACAGAGCUGCGGGCAGACCCUCGUCUGAGCGCUCUCAGCGGUAUGGACCCGGCGCUGAGGGAACAGCAGCUCCAGCAUGAGCUGCUGCUGUUAAAGCAGCAGCAGGAGCUUCAGAAGCAGCUGCUCUUCGCCGAGUUCCAGAAGCAGCAUGAGGUCCUUACCCGCCAACAUGAGGCCCAGCUGCAAGAGCACCUCAAGCAGCAGCAGGAGCUGUUGGCAGUAAAGCGUCAGCAAGAGCUGGAGCAGAAGAGGAAACUGGAGCAGCAGAGGCACGAAGAGCUGGAGAAACAGAGGCUGGAGCAGCAGCUCAUCAUGCUUCGCAACAAGGAGAAAGGCAAAGAGAGUGCCAUCGCCAGCACUGAGGUCAAACUAAAGCUCCAGGAGUUCCUGCUGAGCAAAAAGGAACCCCCCUCUGGCGGACUCAACCAUUCCUUCCCCCAGAAGUGCUGGGGUGCCCACCACACAUCUCUAGACCAGAGUUCCCCUCCACAGAGCAACACCCCAGGCACCCCACCGUCUUACAAACUGCCCCCACUGCUGGGGGCCUAUGAGGGCAAAGACGACUUCCCUCUCCGCAAGACUGCCUCCGAGCCCAAUCUGAAGGUGCGCUCCCGAUUAAAGCAGAAGGUGGCUGAAAGAAGGAGCAGCCCUUUGCUCCGCCGCAAAGACGGCACUGUGAUCAGCACCUUUAAGAAGAGAGCCAUCGAGAUCUCAGUCUCCUCAAUGUGCAGCAGUGCUCCUGGCUCUGGCCCCAGCUCCCCAAACAGCUCCAACAGUGCCAUCGCAGAGAACGGCUCCAGUGGCUCUGUCCCAAACAUCCACGCUGAGCUGCGUUCUCUGCACCAGUCUCUGAAUGCGGACGGGACAGCAAGCCCCCUCAGUCUGUACACCUCUCCAUCUCUGCCCAACAUCUCUUUGGGACUGCCAGCUAACGCACACAUCACCGCCCCUCAGAAGCUGACCGUCCAGCAGGAUGCAGAGCGGCAGGCUCUUCAAUCCCUUCGGCAGGGCGGAGCUCUGACGGGGAAAUUUGUGAGCACCUCGUCUCUGCCGGCCCACGACCCAGACCCUCCAGCCCCCACAAACAGCCACAGCACACACUCCUCCCUCCUGCAGCACGUCCUGCUGCUGGAACAGGCCCGGCAGCAGAGCGCCCUGCUCGCAGUGCCCAUGUAUGGCCAGUCGCCAUUGGUUACGGGCGAGCGAGUGUCCAAUAACAUGCGGACAGUGACCAAGCUGCCGCGGCACCGUCCACUGAGCCGUACGCAGUCAGCUCCGUUACCACAGACGCCUCAGGCCUUGCAGCACCUUGUCAUGCAGCAGCAGCACCAGCACUUCUUGGAGAAACAGAAACACUACCAGCUCAACAAGAUCCUCUCCAAAGGUGCGGAACUUCCUCGCCAGCCUCCUACCCAUCCAGAGGAGACGGAGGAGGAGCUCACCGAGACCGCAGAGAUGCCUGAUGAACGAGGGGAGGGGCCUGAGCAUGUGAGGGAGGGGCUACAUAAAGAAAGUUCUGGUGAGACCACGCCCCCUUCAGAACGCGUGGUCCCACUGAAGGGCGAGAGCACAGAGAGCGACCUGGAGGAAGAGGAUGAUGAAGAUGAAGCCAUUGAGCUGAAGGAGUGUGAUGAGGAGGCUGGCCCCUAUGGGCAGUUCUCGGAGCAGCAGCACCUGCAGCAGCUGAAUGUAUUCCAGGCUUCUCUGUCCAUUACGGGAAUGCCCCACAGGCCUCUGGGACGGGCGCAGUCCUCCCCCAUCACCUCCAGUCUUAAAGGGACACCCAUGAGCGAACUACCCAUCAAGCACCUCUUCACUACAGGGCUGGUGUAUGACACCCUCAUGCUAAAGCAUCAGUGCAUGUGUGGGAACACACACAUCCACCCCGAGCAUGCUGGCAGAAUCCAGAGUGUGUGGUCCAGACUGCAGGAGACCGGCCUGCUGGGCCGCUGUGAGAGGAUCCGGGGCAGGAAGGCUACGCUGGAUGAGAUCCAGACGGUGCACUCGGAGUACCACACACUGCUCUACGGCACCAGCCCGCUCAACAGGCAGAAGCUAGACAGCAAGAAGCUCUUAGGUCCAAUCAGUCAGAAAAUGUAUGCUGUACUGCCAUGUGGAGGAAUUGGGGUGGACAGUGAUACAGUGUGGAAUGAGAUGCACUCUUCAGGUGCCGUGCGAAUGGCAGUGGGCUGCGUCAUCGAGCUGGCCUUCAAAGUAGCAGCCGGAGAAUUAAAGAAUGGGUUUGCGGUGGUCCGUCCUCCUGGUCAUCAUGCAGAGGAGUCCACAGCCAUGGGAUUCUGCUUCUUCAAUUCAGUGGCCGUCACAGCCAAGCUGCUACAGCAGAAACUGGGCGUGGGAAAAAUCCUCAUUGUAGACUGGGACAUUCACCAUGGUAAUGGGACCCAGCAGGCCUUUUACAAUGACCCCAACGUGUUGUACAUCUCUCUGCACCGCUACGAUGACGGCAACUUCUUUCCAGGCAGCGGGGCUCCUGAAGAGGUGGGAGUGGGGCCAGGUGUGGGCUUUAAUGUGAACAUUGCCUGGACAGGAGGAGUGGACCCUCCCAUGGGAGAUGUUGAGUACCUCACAGCCUUCAGGACAGUGGUAAUGCCCAUCGCCAACGAAUUCUCCCCUGACGUGGUGCUGGUGUCGGCUGGCUUCGACGCCGUUGAGGGCCACCAGUCCCCUCUUGGUGGCUACAACGUCACCGCCAAAUGCUUCGGUCACCUGACCAAGCAGCUGAUGAAGCUGGCAGGCGGUCGUGUGGUCUUGGUGCUGGAGGGGGGUCAUGACCUUACAGCUAUCUGCGACGCCUCAGAAUCCUGCGUGGCUGCUUUGCUCGGCGACGAGUUGGAUCCUCUGCCUCAGACUGUGCUUCAGCAGAAACCCUGUCCAAAAGCCACAGCUUCCCUUGAGAGAGUCAUUGAAAUUCAGAGUGAACACUGGGCCUCAGUGCAGCGGUCAGCUCCAACAGUAGGUCAGUCCCUGCUGGACGCUCAGCGGCGGGAAAAGGAUGAGGCCGACACAGUGACGGCCAUGGCCUCUCUCACUGUGGACACGGAGCAGUCAGCAGCCUCCUCACAGAGCAGCAGGGCUGCCGAGGAACCAAUGGAAGAGGAGCCUGUGUUGUAGGAGGAAACAUCCAGCCUGAAUCACCGCGGUGACCUCAGCGUCCACACCCGCUUGGCUACACCAGUCACCCUCGAGUCACGCCUCCUUUUCCUCCACCCAGCUUUAUGAUUGGUUUCCUCGGCCCUUCGCUAAUUUCCAGGUGCUUGACGGACAUACACACAGUCGCCCACCCUCUGCUUUUCCUGAACGUCCUAAAAACAGGCGACACACACAGACGGCAGCGGGGGAACGGGCAGCCGACCGGACAUCCAGACUGGACAUCCGGAAGUGGGACCUUUUCAGCAAGGCCUUGGUUUUAUUUUCUCUCCUUUCGGUGGACGGAGGAAGUAAGAAAAAAGAGAGAAAGAGAAGGAAAACUACAGACGAGCAGACAGACAAACAGACAGACAGCGCUGGGAUGUUGUCAUGGCAACAAAAAAAGAAAAUAAGUAAAUAAAAAAGCUUUGUACAUUUCCUGUACUUUAUACAAAACAUGUUUAAAAUGGAAAAAGCCAACAAGCAGCAAAAAUAUUUCAACACCAAACACACACGCACUAAAACUGUUUUGACCGUCAUGAAACUAGCUCACUUUUUUGCAAACGUGAGAACCUCUUUCUUCUCUGUUGUGUCUGUCAGUUCGUUCACUUGUCCGUAUGUACAAAUAUCUUGUUCAGAAAAAGCACACAAACAUAUAUGGAUAUUAUAUAUGUAGAAGCAUAUAUAUAUAUAUAUAUAUAUAUAUAUAUAUAUAUAUAUAUAUAUAUAUAUAUAUAUAUGGGGUUUUGUGUGUGAUGUAUAAACACACAUGUACACUUUGUAUUCCCUUUAUCAUCUACACAGAAGUUGAGCCCGCAACCUUUUUUGGCGCUCGAGAAAGCAAGGUUUUCUUGGCGUCCGGCCAAUUUUCGAGAACUUUUGCUAUUUUUUUAAUGUCUCACAAAAGUACAGGACUAUUUUUGGAGGGCAUAUGACUCACUACAACUACCGCACACUCAUAAACAAUGGCCGUGCAUUGACUGAAGGAGUGAGGACUGAAAAAUAUGUGGAACACUUUCAGUAUUUUUCUCUGUCUUUCCUGACCUUGACAAGGGAAUGUGGAUGGACGCAUAGAAAGAACUCGGUGCCUUUUAUACUAAAGAAUAUAUUUAAAACACAAACACCACCUAUUGCAUCAGACAUCCACAGUAAUACAGCUCUUGUGAUGAUUUGUUUGUUUUUUUGUUGGUUUUGUUUUGUUCUUUUUUUCCUGUUUCAAACUGCCUUAAUUUUUGAGAGAGCGCCGUUUUUAGCCAUCCAGUUGGAGAGCACACUGAGGACUUGGGCCCUCUUUCCCUUCUUUCUCUUUUCCUUCUUUCAGGGUGUACAUGUUCUGCCCGUGGUAAAAGGUCAGAGGUCUGACCUUAAGCCUUGUCGUUGCUAUUUUUUUCUUUUUUUGUUUAUGUGUUUGUUUUUCAGUCUUGUGCCGUGCAGCGGCAUGUAGUGUGAUCUGAUCGUAUGGAAUUGCUCAUGAUGAUGAUGACCAACUUGUGUUUUUUUUUUUGUUUGUUGUUUUUUGGGUCACGUUUCUCCUUUGUACAUAGCAUUUAGCUCUCUUUUCUCUUUGGACGUCUUUGGAAGUUCAAUAAUGAAAACUUUUUUUCCAUUAAGUUUUCUGAGGACUUUUAAAUGUCUGUGGUCACUUUUAUAUGGAAACGUUUCCUCUUUUUUUUUUAUGAAAACUCAAAAGAAAAAAACAAAAACAAACGAUCAGUGUUAAUCUGCUCAGUCAAUCUAAAAUAUUCUGUAUCAAACAAGUGUAAUGUGCUGGGUGCAGAUGCACGAUGUUUGUUAGUUGUUUUUGUUGUUGUUUUCUUUUUUUUGUUUUCUUCCUAAGUGAUGUUUAUGUGUUGUGUCACUGCGCGAUGAAUGUGGCAUCAGGGUUUUAAGGGCAGAUACGAAUUUUGUUCCUUAAAAGACAAAAAAAAAACACAGUUACAGAUAUUUUUCUUUUUAUAAUGUAUCACUGAUUACAGGCAAUAAGGUCAAACACCACUUUGGCUUCGAACACUACACAUACUCUGCCACCUUCUGCAAGAAUAUCGGCCACUUUCAUUGCCCAUUGAUAUAGCUUUACUUCUUUGAUUAUUUUUGCACCAGAUAAAUUUUAUUUUCGUAACUCGACGGUUUGUUGUUUUGUACGUGUAUAAAAGUGGGUGACGCUCUUGCCGUUCACUGACUUUACCUUUAAAUAAGACAGCAGGCCGUUCUUCUGCAGGAACUUUGUGUAGGGACUUCUCUUUGGGCCAAUUUCAGUCCAGCCUUCUGUCACUUUGAGACAUAUCUGUAUUCAAAACCUGAGAAUUAUUGUUGUAGGCAUUUCUCCUGGUCAGCAAAUGAUUCAUUAAGGGAAAAAAAUAAUAAAUAAAAAGCGCAUUAAUACUGUUUAGAAUGGCAUGUUUGUAGCUUCAGGGCUGAACUUGGCCUAAAACUUCAGCCCAACACUGCUGUGAGACACAACUCUAAAUACUCUUAUAUACAUAUAUACAGUACAUGUACCAAAUUUGGUCAUGGGGGAAAAGAAGUGGAGUUUAUUCUAGCUUUUAUCUUAAAUCCGAUGUGGAACGUCUCGUCCGGUUGUUGCUUUCUGGGCACUUUUUUAAAAUCCUCGUCCGUGCAGAAAAAGGAAACGUUGAUCCGGCAUUUCUUGACUCUCUCUCCUUUAUUUAUUUGGAGUCAGAAAUGGACGCUGAAGGAAAGUUGCUUUUGGAUUUCCGAGGUGUUUUUUCGAAGCCUUGAAUCUUCGUCUUAUUGUAAAUCUUUUGAAAUAUGUGUUCGUUCACUCAGCCUCACAGCCUUUGGGCAAUAAUUUACUAUUAUAUAUUGCACAACUCUAAAAGGCAACAUAAGCGAAGUUAUGGCCAGUUUUCCGUAAUCCUCCAGAAUAGUGUUAAGACUUUUUAACACGUUCCAUUCACGUUGCGAGCUCCGUUUCGAAAACACUGAAGUCACUCAUAGUCUGCGACAGUUGCUCGUUUGUUUGUGGUCGAUUGCUUGUCAUUCGUUUCCUUCAUCGGCGUACCAGCUUGUUCCGGUCACUUUCUUUGGUGGUCUUGAGCUUGGAGCACAUGUGCCUGACGUCGCACACAGACACACUAGGUGUGUGUUUCUGCAUGACAGGGUUGGAAGUGUGGUUAAAAAAAGUAAAGCAGUCACCUGAGACAUAAGACACUUUGUGUAAAAAAAUAAAAAAAAUAACACAAUAAAAAACAAGGAAAAAAACUAACAGGGUUCCAACAUAGUGCUUGGACCCCUAAUAACAACUGGGGCCUAUUUGGGCCGUUGUAAUUAAAAUGCUGUAAUAUGUACAGAGAGAACUCCCCCGUGUGUGUGGCUGUGGGCUUUACUGUCCCAACGAGAACUACUGUGACCAUGUUUUUGUAACGUUUCGAUGUAGAUCACUGACCAUUGCGAUUUGUGCAGUUUUGUAUCGCAAAUCCUGUAUCACGGCUGUGCAGUGGGUGGUGAAAGGCUUUUUUUUCCCCAAACAGGUCGUGCUCUUUCGGAUGUGCUGGUGCCGUGCCCUUUUUUGGGCCUUUACUUUCUUUCUGAGUGUCGAAUGAGAGCAGCAGGCAGAGAGGACAACCAGUUUUUUUUUUCUUUUAUUUCUUUUUAUUUUGAGGAAUGUGAUCUAAAACAUGGCCUCCACCGCGAAAAGUUUUUCUUUAAAAAAAAAAACAAAAAAAAGACACAAAGGCAACAGUAUGAAGAGGGCCUUAAAGUGGACACUGGAAGACCUCUUUUUUCGUGUAAAAGGUUAUCAACAUUCACCAUUGAAGAUAGCUUUGUUGUCGCCGCCACACUAUUUUGCUAUUCAGUAAAUAUGUAUAUUUAUUGAUAUUUCAUAUGUUGUGUAUAUGUAGUGCCCUUUGAUCGUCGAGGUUCAGAGUACUUGUAUAUUUUUUGACUUUUUUCGAACGAGAGGUUGUGUCUCUUCAGUCGUCCCUCCAUCGCUCUGGUGUUCUCUCCGUCGCCACUUCUACGUGAUUGGAUGUUUGAAUAUGUGACCGUCUUUUAACCUUACAUUUUUAAUAUUCUCUCUCUCUCUCUCAAUGUCUUUCUUUCUUCUGGUCAUAUUGAUAUGCAGAAGUUGAAAUUAUCAAAAAGCACAUUCCUUAAUUUUCUUGUGUUUCUCUUUUGAUGCUUUCAUGUUGCGACAAUACAAAGGUGUGUAUACUAACUGCUACACACGUGUAUAUAGAGUGCAUAUAUGUGUACACAUGUGCAAUACACGCUAUUUGAGCAAUCUAUUACUGUGAUUAUAAUUCAUUAAAAUUGCUGUCUCUUUGA
This is a messenger RNA of Colossoma macropomum (tambaqui), 8357 nucleotides long. It is a transcript of the gene hdac5, whose product is annotated as histone deacetylase 5. Bases 612 to 4052 code for a protein of 1146 amino acids. NCBI's taxonomy places the organism in Eukaryota, Metazoa, Chordata, Actinopteri, Characiformes, Serrasalmidae. Gene Ontology annotation, molecular function: histone deacetylase activity. Gene Ontology annotation, biological process: negative regulation of transcription by RNA polymerase II; chromatin organization. Gene Ontology annotation, cellular component: histone deacetylase complex. The transcript has 26 exons. The record is from RefSeq and is a predicted model, not a curated record.